AGAACACAACAUCAGCCAUCUUGAUGUUUGCUACGAUGGCAGUCGAUCAUCUGUUUGCAUCCUUCAUCCUUCUCCUUAUCUCUAACACGGGGUUCAGUGCUGAGAUCUCUGUGUUAGUGCAGACAGGAGAUUCUGUUCAACUGGAUAUACAGACACAACAACUACCAGAGUUUGAUAUUUUAUUCUGGAUGAAUGAUAAAUCAGAGAAUAUUGUUAGAUAUAGUGAUUCCAAAGGAGUAACACCUCACGAGUCCUACAAGGACAGAGUGGUUUUCAAUGAUAAAACCUUCUCUCUGACUCUGAAGAACAUGCAGAAGACAGACAGUGGACUCUACACAGCAAGAAUAAUUGGAUUAAUAAACAAAGAUUUGGUCUUAUACAGAAUAUCUGUUAUAGAUGCUGUGGAGGCUCCUGUCCUGACUGUGAACUCAAACUGGUCCAGCAGUGACUCCUGUACUGUGAACUUCACAUGUAGAGCUCAUGAGCUCAUGAUUAACUCCAGCUAUCAGAACAACAGAUGCUCUCCACAGGAAGUGACAUCACAGAUCAACGCUCUCAUCCUGGACUGCAGUGAGGAACACAUCUUCUGUAACCAUAGCAACCCUGUCAGCUGGAAACAAGACAGAAGAAACAUCACACAACUCUGUGGAGGGUUCAGUGCUGAGAUCUCUGUGUUUGUGCAGACAGGAGCUUCUGUUCAACUGGAUAUACAGACACAAGAAAAACCAGAGUUUGAUAUUUUAGCCUGGAUGAAUAAUAAAUCAGAGAGUAUAGUUAGAUAUAACAGUGAUUCCAAAGGAGUAAAAUCUCUAGAUUUCUACAAGGACAGAGUGGUUUUCAAUGAUGUAACCUUCUCUCUGACUCUGAAGAACAUGCAGAAGACAGACAGUGGACUCUACACAGCAAGAACAAUUGGAUCAAUAAACAAAGAUUUGGUCUUAUACAGAAUAUCUGUUAUAGAUGCUGUUAAGGCUCCUGUGCUGACUGUGAACUCAAACUGGUCCACCAGUGACUCCUGUACUGUGAACUUCACAUGCAGAGCUCAUGAGCUCAUGAUUAACUCCAGCUAUCAGAACAACAGAUGCUCUCCACAGGAAGUGACAUCACAGAUCAACGCUCUCAUCCUGGACUGCAGUGAGGAACACAUCUUCUGUAACCAUAGCAACCCUGUCAGCUGGAAACAAGACAGAAGAAACAUCACACAACUCUGUGGAGAUGAAAUCUCAAAGAGUGAUUCAUCUCGCCUGGUUAUAGCAGUUGGUACGGUGGCAGGGUGCAUUUUGCUUUGUGUUUCAGCUGCUUUGUGCUUCAAGUAUAAAAAAGGUGCUCAGGAGGAAGUAGAAGGUAAUACAGUCUAUGCUCAAGUUGAGGCUCAAGAAAUGCAGAAACUCAGCAGUGACUGCAAUCCUUAUGACAUUCCAGACCGGGUUCAAGCCGAGACACAAGGAAAAACGGGUGAUAAACAACCCAGCACAACCUACUGCACAGUAGGACAACACCAAAAAACACCAACCCAAUCUGAAACAGACCACACAAUUUAUUCAGCAGUGUGCAAACAACAAAACAAGAAACCACCUGUCAUAUCCACCAGUGACACUUAAAAUAAAACUGGUGGCCAUUUCUCACAUGAGGAAGGUAUCACAAGAUCUGAUCCCAAAAUGGCAUUUUUACUCUUACUAUCUUUGUCAUAUCUUUAUGUGGAAGAAAUAAUGAGAACAAUAUACAAGUGUGUUAUUUUGAAAAUCCAAUUUAGGUGUGCUUUCUCAAGCACUGGUUUAGUAUAUUAGAUUCAAACAUCCAGAUCCAACAGGUCUUACUUUUUUGUGUAUGACUGUGAAUUAUAUCUUAGAUUGAUUUUACUACACAAAACUUCAUAACUUUUAAAUAUAAUCCCACAGUGAGAAAAUAUUAAAUGCAGUAAACUGUGACAACUGAUCCCACAUGAGAAUUUAGUAUCAGAGGUGGGUAAUGGAUUACAUUUACUUGAGUAAAUUGUCUGGGUGACUAAUAUUUUUGGAGGAUAUUUAAAUAUGGGUAUUUUUACCCUUUCUUAGCUAAAUACUCUUACUUGAGCCAGAGACAGACACGUUUUUACAGCACUGCGCGUUAUAACCAAUCACACAAGAUUCUGCUGAGCUUAUGAAUGCAAUGGCCAAUCAAAUAAAUAAUGCUUAAUAAUAAUUUGCCAAUAUGCUGUUGUGGCUUCUGUGCGUCACAUGACAACCUGUCUGAUGACCAUGACUGUAGAUCCAUCAAAAUGCAUGUGCUUACUUUCUAAAGCAAAGUCAUUCUUUCUUUUUUAUUAUUAUUAUGCAAACAGACUAUUACAAUAUUUACAAAAAACAAAUUAAAUGCAAAAAACAAAUUCAGAGACCAACAUAACAUACAUAUCAUUACUAUUUGUGUGUGUGUGUAUGUGUGCAUGUGUGUUAGUGUAACUGUGUGAGGGAGUAGAAAUAUAUGAAUAAAGGGGGCUGUAGGGAAGU
Carassius auratus (goldfish) is the source of this 2486-nucleotide messenger RNA. Its product is annotated as SLAM family member 5-like. Gene Ontology annotation, cellular component: membrane. NCBI's taxonomy places the organism in Eukaryota, Metazoa, Chordata, Actinopteri, Cypriniformes, Cyprinidae. The transcript has 10 exons. The record is from RefSeq and is a predicted model, not a curated record. The coding region runs from base 24 to 1601 and encodes 525 amino acids.